ACCUCCACGAAGGGCACUGAGAGUUUGUCUUUUUCAGGUCCGUGUCAUCUUGCUGAACUGGUGCGCUUGGUUUCUCAGAAUGAAAAAACCAGGGGAGAACAUCCGGCCUCUCUCUUGCCGAUACGGCCACUCGAGGCACCAGUCCAGUGUCAGCAGUGUAGAGAUGAACAUCUUACCAGGACACCAUUCUAGCAAUGGCAACAUGAUCUAUAGCUACCAUGCCAUGGAAAAUCCCUUCUGCCCACAGAAUAAUGAGAUGGACACCAAGGGCGGAAAGGACCAGAGCUCUUUGCCUGAAGAUAAUGACAGCACUCAGAGAAAAGUUUUAAUGGACGCCAUCCCAGUGAUUGUGAAAAUCCUGGAAGAAGUUCAAUUCAUUGCAGCCCGUUUCCGGAAACAGGAUGAAGGGGAAGAGGUCUGCAGCGAGUGGAAGUUCGCAGCUGCUGUCAUAGACAGAUUGUGCCUGGUGGCAUUUUCACUUUUUGCCAUCAUCUGCACGCUUACAAUUCUCGUGUCCGCUCCGAAUUUUAUUGAAGCUGUUACAAAAGAUUUUACAUAAGGCUCUCCGAGAUGAGUAGAAAAAUGCUCCGUGUAAUUGGAAAUUAUGAAAUGGUGCCAUUAAUUUUGAAGAACAACGAGACUUUCUGUGCUGAAUUUGGUAUUUAAAACAAAGAAGUCGGCACGGGUUUCAAAUUCCAAUUGUUUCCCCGGUGUUAGAUAUUCUAGAUACAGAAUUGGCUCUGUUACUUGUUAUUUGUUUCAAAUAGUGUCUUCUCCCUAUACCUGUGAUCAUAAUCACCAAUAAUAUUAGACAAGAAAUCAGACACACAGCAUACACUUUGCUGAGUAAAUAGAACAUAUACUGUAUAUGCUACUAGGAAACACUAGUGAACAUGUUGCUGCAUUGGUAAAUUCUUCCUAGAAACAUGAUCUUUGCUAAAUGUAUCAUUUUCAAUAUUUUUGUUUGGCAUCGUUGUUUAACACAGAUUUCAUCUACAGUAAUGUAUUGAAUAAUGCUGUCAGUAGCUGUUUGCCAAAUAAACGGCAAGUUUUAGCUUUUAUUAUCACUGUGAUAAUCUGAAACAUUUUCCACUUGAUAACAAUGUGAAGUCAAUGCAAUACUUUUUUCUAAUAAGUUAAAAAUGUUUUCAUUGUUGAAUAUUCUGUUUUUCUAUUACAUAAAUUACACCCUUUCCCUAAUCUGCAGCUGCAGCUGCUCACUUAUUAUCUUUGUCUUUGAAUGUAUGUCUGAACAUCUCCAAUGUCCUUAAAUUGCAUUUACCAUAUUGAUUUUAAUUUUCUUACAAUUGAUAUAUACCACAACCCCAAACGUGCACAGAAAGCAGCACGUUUCACUUAUUACUGACAACUAUUGAUAGAAAUCAGAGAUAUAGUCCGAUGAGCAAAAUUAAUGCACAUCAAAGCAAGAUUCAGUUUUUCUGCACUAUAUUGCUUUGAAUGGAAUACACAUUCCACUCACGCGUAACUGCACAUUAAAACUUGGGCAUGACUACUUGAAUUGUAGUUUUUACCUUCUACAGCAAAAAUUAUAAAGUUUUUUUUCCAUAGAAUAAAAAGAUUCAAGAGUCUCAGAAGCCUAUAAGAUCACAGAAAGAUGUUGUUACUCUAACUCCCCCCCCCCAAUUGACACCACGGUUAAUGAAUAAAGGAUUUUUCCCUGAUUUUUUCCAUUCAUUAAGACCAUGGGUUUUGUUUGUUUUUUUUACAAUAAGUCUUCAGGAUUGAAAUAGUGAUUUGCCAAAUGCAGAUAAUCGCACCAUACAUUAAACUCACCCAAGAUCACAAUUUGUACCCAUCAACUCUUGGAAGUAUACAAUGUAAAAUUUUCCAAUUGUUUGCAAGCUGCCAAAUUGUGAUGAUAGCUUUCCCCAAUAAUUAUUUCAUGUAGAAAGGUUCGAGAGAAACCGAGGAAGGACGUAUGACAUUUUACAGAUAAAACAGAAGCAGCCAAGACCAUUGGUUUUUUUUUUAAAGGAUCUUCUUUUAUAAUCAGAUUGCAUUUACAAAGAAAAUGAAAUAAAAAGACUAAAAGGAUAAAAUUCACAAUAAGAUAAUAAUUUGAUACAAAACAUGCACUUUUUUGACAUUUUUUAAAAACAGCUGUAUUACUGAUGCAACAAUCCAUGUAAUCUGCCUAUGAAUACAUGCAAAGGAAUGGAGAGAAAUGAAAAGUGAAUAUUGAUUCCUGAAUAUUAAAACCAAGUUGAAGAGAA
Crotalus tigris (Tiger rattlesnake) is the source of this 2234-nucleotide messenger RNA. RefSeq names its product neuronal acetylcholine receptor subunit alpha-7-like. The transcript has a single exon. Gene Ontology annotation, cellular component: membrane. The annotation marks the transcript as partial. The record is from RefSeq and is a predicted model, not a curated record. Gene Ontology annotation, biological process: monoatomic ion transport. Lineage: Eukaryota; Metazoa; Chordata; Lepidosauria; Squamata; Viperidae.